GUCACACUAACAAAUCUCGCAGCUCGGUCGUUUCGCUCGUCGAAAAACGAAGAAAAUGUGCAAAAUAAUUGAUAAACUGUUAUGAAAAGUGUGUAAGAGUGUUGUGUGCAGUGUCUGUCAAUGAAAUUGCAUCAAAUUUGCAAGGUUCAGUCGUCAAAAAAGUGUGAAAAUCGAGAGCAGCAAACCUGAUUUUGGGUGAAGAAGAAGCAGGCAUUUUUCAUCGUCGUAAAAUACGUACAUACAGACACUUACACUCAGGCAGUGAUAUAUGUAUAUACGAAACGCGCGGGCGCGAGAGAGCGAAAAUAACAAGAGAGCGGUUCGUUCGUUCGGUGUGUGUGUGUGUUCGUGUUUUUGUGCGUUUGUUUUGCGAGAGCAACAGAGAGAGAGCGGCGAAUGUGAGAGCCAAAGCAAAAACCAAGAAAUAAGUGAACGAAAAUAAAAACGAAAAUCGCAAUCUCCACCCCUGUAUUUCGUGUUUACUAGUGUUUUGUGUGUGUUUCUGUGCCGUUUUGUUGUGGAAAAUGAGUCCUGAUUUUGGAUUAUUACUAUACUAAAAAUGCCGAACGGUGAAUGCAACACCACCAACCCCUGAAACGAAAUCUCAAUCUGCAUCUGGAUAUUUUUCGUUCGGGAAAAAGAUUUCAAGACACGCAGACUGCAGACUGCAGACUUUUUUGAGCCAGUGUGUGUAAAGAAGAAGAAGUGUGGUGGAAUGGGAUAAAAUACCAAUGAUGUAGACCGAGGAUAUAUAGAGAUGAUGAUGGGGAUAAUGAUGGUAAUGAUAAUGAGCACAAUGUGGCCGCCAACACAAACCAGCAUCAACAACAACAAGCAAAACAACAACAAGAGCGGUUACAGAUGAGAAAAGUUGCCGCGAAAGUACAGCAAUGUGGAAAACUGUGAAUUCGUCGAGCAGAAACUCCCAACGCAGAAAAACUAAACGCGCAAAAAGAAGAAUUUUCAUCAGGCCAUAAAAGCGAGAACAAAGAGAAAAACUGUCGUAAAAAGAGGCAGCAGAGGGAAAACCCACCACUUAAUAGUGGCCCACAACAACAACAAAAACAACUUGUGCUAUCCACAAGUCCAAGCAAGCAAACAAAUCGUAGAAAUAAAAAAAAUUAAGAAUAUCCCCUGCAAGUCCCAACAUAAAUCGAACAAAAAACAACAAGAAAAACCCAAUCAAAAGGCAGGCAAAUGCAAAUGCUAAGUCAAACGCAAACGCACUACUAUUAUGGGUCGCUCCAAGUUUCCCGGCAAACCCUCCAAGUCGAUCAACCGUAAGCGGAUCAGUGUCCUGCAGCUGGAGGAUGAGGGGGCCAAUCCGGCGGAAUCGCAACAGCCACCGGCGGAGUCCCAGCAGCCAAGUGGAUCCGGUUCCGGUUCGCCGGCGUCGCGGGAAAAGGGCAACAAUUGUGAUAACGAUGAGGAUGAUAACGCGCCGGGUGGCGCCUCCAUUAGUGGCAAUACGGCGUCCUCUUCCGGAGCUGCCUCGAGCUCGGAAAAUAGCGGCAAUGGCAACAGUUCCGGAUCGGGAUCGGGUUCAUCCGGUUCGGGAUCCACCAAUGGCGGAGGUGUAAAUGGCGGCACACAUCACAAAAGUGCAGCCAAUCUGGACAAAGAGGCUGUGACGAAGGAUCAAAAUGGGGACAGUGAUAAAACGAGAGGAAAUGCCUCAAGAUUGGCAGCACUAUCCUCUGAGCCAUCAAAAUCUUUGGCAAGUGGCUCUGGAAAAUCCUCUGGCAAGUCAUUCAAAACCUCCUCGGGAACACUUUCUGGAACAUCUUCUGGAAGGUCCUCUGGUUCGUCGCCAGAAGGUAAUUCCUCGGCAUCGUCUGAUGGAGCCUCUUCUGGAAUAUCAUGUGGAAAGUCUAUGGGAACUGCGACCGCAAGGCCAUCUGAAGCAUCCUCUUCGGGAUCGAGCGGAGUAUUAUCUGGAAAAACUGCAAAAACAUCCGCCACUGGGACAAGCUCUGCUGGAAAGCCUUCUAAAGCUUCUUCAGAGAGCACAACCUCCAGCCUGCCCAGUUCAGCAUCCCUCAAAGCCCUGUUCGUGGCAACAACGACCACUUCCACAGGAUUAGCUAGUGCACUGGCAUCCCCUGGUGGAUCCUCGCCAGGAGGAGGAGCCUUUGCUAUAAGUGCCGCUUUGCUGAGAGCUCGCAAGAAUAGCAAUAAAAAGUUUAAAAAUCUUAACCUGGCCAGGGGCGAAGUUAUGCUGCCCUCCACAUCCAAGCUCAAGCAGCUCGAUAGUCCGGUCGUGGAUAGUUCCUCCACCACGACAAGUGUCUCCGCCAGUCUGGUUUCCUCGGAGGGAGUACCGGGCGCAGGGGGCGUGACCAGCCCUGGUGAGGAUGAGGCCCUGAAGCGCGUCUUGAGCGAAAUGCCCAACGAAGUUGCCCCCGAAGCCGCUCCCUCAAGCUGCACUGCAGCGGCGAGUGGAGCGGCAUCGGGAAAGGGAGCAGCAUCCUCUGGAGCGCCAGCAGCAGGAUCAUCAACUGGAGGCAGUAGUCCUAAAUCAGGAACAGAGGCAGUUUCUGCCACGGGAACAACAGUGGCCAAGCAAAAGAAGACGGUGACAUUUAGGAAUGUGCUGGAGACAAGCGAUGAUAAGUCGGUGGUAAAGCGAUUCUACAACCCGGAUAUCCGCACACCAAUCGUCUCCAUCAUGAAGAAGGACUCCCUGAAUCGACCGCUUAACUACUCCCGAGGCGGCGAGUGCAUCGUGCGUCCUUCCAUUUUGUCAAAGAUACUCAACAAGAACUCCAACAUCGAUAAGCUCAACGCGCUCAAAUUUCGUUCGGCGCCGGCGAGUUCAUCGUCCUCCAACCAGGAUCCAGGAUCCUCUCCCAACGUCUUUGGUUUAUCGCGCGCUUUUGGCGCUCCCAUGGAUGAGGAUGAUGAGGGUGGCGUUACCUUUCGUCGCAACGAUUCCCCCGAAGAUCAGGAUGAUGAAGAAAUGGACGAGGAUGAGGACGACGAAGAAAUGGAGGAGGAGGACGAAAACGAGCAGGAGGACAAUGAUGAAGCUGCAUCCGAAAAGAGCGCGGAAACGGAGAAAAGUGCAGGAGCCGAAGAGCGGGAUCCGGACGAGAAGCAACUGGUCAUGGACUCGCAUUUUGUGCUGCCCAAAAGAAGCACCAGGUCCUCCAGAAUCAUUAAGCCCAACAAGAGAUUGCUCGAGGACGGUGGCAUUAGCAGCAAGAAGGUUCCAACAACAAUGAGCGGUGACAGCAAGACGAAGAACCCCUUUGGAACAGCUAGCUCCAGUUUGGCAUCCUCUGCAUCGAGCUCCGCGGCUUCUGGAAGUCUAAAGUUAUCAAAGGACAGCUUCUCGAGCUUUGGCAGCCUGAAACCAAGUAGUAGUGCGACUGGAAGCUUUGUGCUAAGACAGCCGCGCCUGCAGUUUCAGGCGGACAGCAAAUCGGGACCGUUUGGUAGUGCCACCACUAGCCAAUUAUCGCCCAGUGCCAUUCCGACGUCAGCUAAUUCCCUGGCGGUUUCGUCCUUUGGAUCACUAGCCAGUCCCGGCACCAGUUCUUCAACAGGAGGAACACCCACACCCAGUGCCUGCUCCGUGUGCUCCGCGGUGAUCAGCAGCAAAGAAGUGGGUCAGGCCCGAAAGUUUGGAGUGGUAGCCUGCGAAGUUUGCAGGAAGUUCAUCUCAAAGAUGACCAAGAAAUCUAUAUCGGCCAAUUCGAGCAGUGCCAAUGCUUCCUCCGGCAGUCAACAGCUGCAAUGCAAAGGAGGCGAAGGAACAGCAUGCAGCAUCCAGGCAACAAAGAGUCAGUUGAAAAACUUCAAGAGGUUUUACAAGGAUCGUUGUACCGCCUGUUGGCUAAAGAAGAGCAUGAUCGCCUUCCAGCUGCCGGCGGCGCAUAGGAGUAGGUUGAGUGCUAUUCUGCCUCCAGGGAUGCGAGUGGAGACCUCUCCGCGAGAUGAUAAGUCUACAGAGCUACUGUCUCCAACGGGAAGUGUAAGAUUUACGGCCUCGACGUCAUCAACUUCCUCAUCUGUGGUUGCUUCCUCGUCUGUCAAGUGGAAAUCUUCUGGUGACUCAACCUCUGCUUUGCCCUCAAUCAAAUCCAAUCCUCUGGCAGAGAACAAUGUCACAUUUGGCAGUACACCUUUGCUGCGGCCCGCAAUUUUGGAGAAGCCUCUCUUCUUGAAGAUCAGCAAUGCCGCGGAUCAGAAGCUUACAUCUUCUGAAGCGAUUAGUCCCAGUCCAUCGAGGAAGACCAGUAAGCAGGAAAAGGAAAAGGAGAAGGCGAAGGAACAAGAGCAGACCGAGAAGCCUCUUAGUCCCACAUUGGCAGCCGCAAAGAAAUCUGCAGCAGUGGAGAGUCCAGUGGAAGAGCCUCCAAAGGAGGAGGCACCACAAACACCCUCAACCAGUGCAACGGCAACACAGGGCGCAUCUUCCAAUGGAACCACUCAAGCAGUUGCCCAAACCGAAACUAAUGGGGAAAGCAACGCUACGGGCGACACUCUAAAACGACAAAGGAUUGAUCUGAAGGGACCUCGAGUGAAGCACGUCUGCCGCAGUGCCUCCAUAGUGCUUGGGCAACCUUUGGCCACAUUCGGCGAGGAUCAGCAGCCCGAGGAGGAGUCGGCUGAAGUGCAGCAGGAAACUGCAACUCCAGUGCCAUCAGCAAAUCCAGAGACUGUCUCCGACAAACCAACUCAAAUUGUCACUGACGAGAACGAUAAUUGUGCAAGCUGUAAAACUACUCCUGCUGAGGAAUCGAAGCCCAGUAAGUCACCUGGAGCUGCUCAGACUGAAGUGAAGAAGAUAGCCGCCGCAGGAAAGGAAGCAGCAUCAUCUGCAGCAUCUUCAACAGCAGCAGCACCUGCCAAGGUCACAACAAGAAAUGCAGCAGUUACAUCAAACCUAAUUGUGGCGGCCAGCAAAAAGCAGCGAAACGGAGACAUCGUUACCUCCAGUUCAGUCACUCAAUCCUCGAAUCAAACCCAAGGACGAAGGGCGAAGGAGCAGCGACAGCAACGAACGCUGAUCUCCAUCGAUUUCUGGGAGAAUUACGAUCCUGCUGAAGUGUGCCAAACGGGUUUUGGAUUGAUCGUAACCGAAACAGUGGCUCAGCGGGCUCUGUGCUUCCUGUGCGGAUCCACCGGCUUAGAUCCCCUGAUCUUCUGCGCCUGCUGUUGCGAGCCGUAUCAUCAGUACUGCGUCCAGGAUGAGUACAACCUGAAGCACGGUUCGUUUGAGGACACAACGCUGAUGGGCAGCAUGCUGGAGACGACGUUAAGCGCCUCUGGGCCAUCGUCAUCGUCGCUGAAUCAACUGACGCAACGCCUCAAUUGGCUGUGUCCCCGCUGCACCGUUUGCUACACCUGCAACAUGUCAUCGGGAUCUAAAGUCAAGUGCCAGAAGUGCCAGAAGAACUAUCACAGCACGUGCUUGGGCACCAGCAAGAGGCUUUUGGGAGCAGAUCGGCCUUUAAUAUGUGUGAACUGCUUGAAAUGCAAGUCAUGCUCCACCACAAAGGUAUCGAAGUUUGUGGGCAACCUACCGAUGUGCACGGGUUGCUUUAAGCUGCGCAAGAAGGGCAACUUUUGUCCGAUUUGCCAACGGUGCUACGACGACAAUGACUUCGAUCUGAAGAUGAUGGAGUGCGGCGAUUGUGGUCAGUGGGUGCACUCCAAGUGCGAAGGUCUCAGCGACGAGCAGUACAAUCUGCUGAGCACUCUACCCGAAUCCAUCGAAUUUAUCUGCAAGAAGUGUGCGCGCAGGAACGAGAACUCCAGGAUCAAGGCAGAGGAGUGGCGGCAGGCGGUCAUGGAGGAGUUCAAAGCGAGUCUCUACAGUGUAUUAAAGCUUCUCAGCAAAUCUCGACAGGCGUGUGCGCUUCUCAAACUGAGUCCGCGCAAGAAGCUGCGUUGCACCUGCGGAGCAUCCACGAACCAAGGAAAACUCCAGCCCAAGGCCCUGCAAUUCAGUGGAUCGGACAAUGGUUUGGGAAGCGAUGGGGAGUCGCAGAACAGCGACGAUGUCUACGAGUUCAAGGAGCAGCAGCAGCAACAGCAGCAAAGGAAUGUGAACGCCAACAAAUCACGAGUAAAAUCUGUGCCCUGCUCCUGCCAACAGCCCAUCAGUCAUCCGCAAUCCUUCAGCCUGGUGGAUAUCAAGCAAAAGAUUGCCGGCAACUCGUACGUUUCCCUGGCGGAAUUCAACUACGACAUGAGCCAGGUUAUCCAGCAGAGCAAUUGCGAUGAACUGGACAUUGCCUACAAGGAGCUGUUGAGUGAGCAGUUUCCCUGGUUCCAAAACGAAACGAAAGCCUGCACGGAUGCUCUCGAGGAGGAUAUGUUUGAGUCCUGUUCGGGGACCAACUAUGAGGAUCUGCAGGAAGGUGUAGGAGGAAGUGCCUCGGUCUACAACGAACACUCAACUUCGCAGGCAGAGUCGCGCUCCGGGGUGUUGGAUAUUCCCCUCGAGGAAGUCGACGAUUUUGGCAGCUGUGGCAUCAAAAUGCGACUGGAUACCCGAAUGUGCCUUUUCUGUCGAAAGAGCGGCGAAGGUUUGUCCGGCGAGGAGGCACGACUCCUGUACUGUGGUCACGACUGCUGGGUUCACACCAACUGUGCCAUGUGGUCAGCGGAGGUGUUCGAGGAGAUCGAUGGCUCCCUGCAAAAUGUCCACAGUGCCGUGGCCAGGGGAAGGAUGAUCAAGUGCACGGUGUGUGGCAAUCGAGGCGCCACCGUUGGCUGCAACGUGCGAUCCUGCGGCGAGCACUAUCACUACCCCUGUGCCAGAAGCAUCGACUGCGCCUUCCUUACCGACAAAUCCAUGUAUUGCCCCGCCCAUGCCAAAAAUGGAAAUGCCCUGAAGGCCAAUGGUUCCCCCAGUGUCACGUACGAAUCCAACUUCGAAGUAUCGCGACCCGUUUACGUGGAACUGGAUAGAAAGCGCAAGAAGCUGAUUGAACCAGCACGUGUCCAAUUCCACAUUGGAUCCCUGGAGGUCCGGCAAUUGGGAACCAUUGUUCCGAGAUUCUCGGAUUCCUACGAGGCGGUGGUGCCCAUUAAUUUCCUGUGUAGUCGCCUGUAUUGGUCUUCCAAGGAACCCUGGAAAAUAGUGGAGUAUACAGUGCGCACUGUCAUCCAGAACAGCUCGUCAACUCUCACAGCAUUGGAUGUGGGCAGGAACUAUACGGUGGAUCACACCAAUCCGAAUGGCAAGGAGGUUCAGUUGGGUCUGGCGCAAAUUGCCCGCUGGCACACCAGUUUGGCUAGGAGUGAUUUCCUGGAGAAUGGCGGCGCCGAUUGGAGCGGCGAGUUUCCCAACCCGAACUCUUGUGUGCCACCGGAUGAGAACACGGAAGAGGAGCCACAACAGCAGGCUGAUUUGCUUCCGCCGGAGAUCAAAGAUGCCAUUUUCGAGGAUCUGCCCCACGAGCUACUCGAUGGCAUCUCCAUGCUGGACAUAUUCAUGUACGAAGACCUGGCGGAUAAGCAAGACCUGUUUGCCAUUAGUGAGCAAUCCAAGGACGGCACUCAGGCCAUGACCUCCAGCCAGGUUCAGAGCCAAAAUCAACAAGCCGGAGGAGCUGGUUCCGUGAGCAUCUGUGAUGAGGACACCCGGAAUUCGAAUACGAGCUUGGGAAAUGGCUGGCCAGCCAGCAAUCCCGUGGAGGAUGCCAUGCUGUCCGCAGCCCGAAACUCCAGCCAAGUGCAGAUGCUCAAAACGCUGGCGUGGCCGAAGCUGGACGGGAAUAGUGCCAUGGCCACGGCCAUUAAGAGGCGGAAACUAUCGAAGAACUUGGCUGAAGGAGUGCUCUUAACCCUGAGCAGUCAGCAGCGGAGCAAAAAGGAGAUGGCCACCGUGGCUGGCGUUUCCCGGAGGCAAUCCAUCAGCGAGGCAUCCACGGAAGGCGUAGCCACCACAUCUGGUUCCAUGAGGAGCAAGAGCUUCACUUGGAGUGCAGCCAAGCGCUACUUCGAAAAGAGCGAAGGACGCGAAGAGCCCGCCAAGAUGAGGAUAAUGCAAAUGGACGGCGUGGACGACUCCAUAACGGAAUUCCGGAUAAUAGCCGGGGAUGGGAAUCUCUCGACGGCUCAGUUCACCGGUCAGGUGAAGUGCGAUCGGUGCCAGUGUACCUACAGGAACUACGAUGCCUUUCAGCGCCAUUUACCGACUUGUGGACCAGCGAUGACCACAAAUGAGUCCGAAUCUGAUGUGAAUGCGGCAGGAGGUGCGAAUAAUCCCACCCAGCUGAGUGCGGAGAGCCUGAAUGAGCUGCAGAAGCAACUUCUAGCGAAUGCAGGAGGCUUAAAUUACCUCCAGACAGCCGCAUCGUUUCCGCAAGUCCAGAGCUUGGGUUCCCUGGGCCAGUUUGGGUUGCAGGGAUUGCAGCAGCUUCAGCUGCAACCCCAAUCCCUGGGCAAUGGGUUCUUCCUCUCGCAACCGAAUCCCACCACCCAAGCGAACACAGAUGAGUUGCAAAUCUAUGCGAACUCGCUGCAAAGUCUGGCCGCCAAUCUGGGUGGAGGUUUUACUUUGGCUCAGCCCACGGUGACGGCACCAGCGCAACCGCAACUGAUUGCCGUCUCCACCAAUCCCGAUGGCACACAGCAGUUUAUCCAAAUCCCACAGACGAUGCAGGCCACUACGACGACGCCAACGGCAACUUACCAGACGCUGCAGGCCACCAAUACGGACAAGAAGAUAAUGCUCCCACUGACGGCGGCUGGGAAACCCCUGAAAACCGUGGCCACCAAGGCGGCUCAACAGGCGGCUGCCAAGCAGCGGCAACUGAAGUCCGGCCACCAGGUGAAACCCAUUCAGGCGAAGCCCAUUCAACAGCAGCCGCAGGCUCAAGUGCAACAACCGAUCACCGUGAUGGGCCAGAAUCUCCUCCAGCCGCAGUUGCUCUUUCAGAGCAGCGCCCAGUCGCAGGCGCCGCAGCUGAUCCUGCCGCAGGCGCAACCCCAGAACAUCAUAUCCUUUGUAACCGGAGACGGAAGCCAGGGACAACCGCUUCAGUACAUCUCGAUACCCACGGCCAGCGAAUACAAACCGCAGCCACAACCCGCAGCCACACCGACGUUCCUGACCACCGCUCCCGGCGGAGGAGCCACCUACCUGCAAACGGAUGCGAGUGGAAAUCUAGUGCUCACCACCACACCCACCAAUUCCGGGUUACAAAUGCUCACCACGCAAUCUCUGCAGGCGCAACCCCAAGUGAUAGGAACUCUCAUCCAACCGCAAACCAUUCAAUUGGGCGGAGGAGCAGACGGCAACCAGGCAGCCAGCACUCAGCAGCCAUUAAUUUUGGGUGGAACGGGUGGUGGGGCCACUGGUCUCGAGUUUGCCACCACCACGCCACAAGUGAUCUUGGCCACCCAACCGAUGUACUACGGAUUGGAGACGAUUGUCCAGAAUACGGUGAUGUCGUCGCAGCAAUUUGUGUCUACAGCGAUGCCCGGAAUGCUCAGCCAGAAUGCCAGUUUCUCGGCCACGACGACGCAGGUGUUCCAGGCCAGUAAAAUCGAACCGAUUGUGGACCUGCCCGCUGGCUAUGUGGUGCUCAACAAUGCAGGAGAUGCGGCCAGUGCGGGAACAUUCCUGAACGCAGCCAGUGUGUUGCAACAGCAGUCGCAGGAUGACGCCACUACGCAGCUGCUGCAGAAUGCCAACUUCCAGUUCCAGACGGGCACCACAUCCUCGGGAGCCACCACAUCCAUGGAUUUCACCGCACCCGUUAUGGUCACCGCCAAGAUUCCACCAGUCACCCAAGUGAAGCGGACCACCGCUCAAGCCAAGGCAACCGGAAUUUCGGGAGUAGGGAAGGUGCCGCCGCAACCGCAGGUGGUCAACAAGGUGCUGCCCACCAGCAUAGCCACCCAGCAGUCCCAAGUGCAGCUCAAGAACUCCAACCUGAAGCAAACUCAGAUGAAGGGCAAGGCGGCGGCGGCCACAGGAACCAAUUGCGGAGCACCACCGAGCAUUGCGUCGAAGCCGCUGCAAAAGAAGACCAACAUGAUUCGACCCAUUCACAAGUUGGAAGUGAAACCGAAGGUGAUGAAGCCCACGCCCAAGGUGCAGCAUCAAAACCAAGCCAUCUUGCAGCAGCAACAACAGCAGCAGCAGCAGCAGCAGCCGCAACAGUUGCAGCAGCAAGUUCCAGCCGUGGUGGUCAAUCAGCUGCCCAAGGUAACGAUCUCACAGCAACGAAUCCCGGCGCAGCCGCAGCAGCAGCCGCUUCAGCAGACGCAGUUGCUCCACAUUCCCCAGCAGCAGCAGCAGCAGCAGCAACUGCAGCAACAGCCGCUGCAGCAACAGCAGCAGGUUCAGCCCUCGAUGCCCAUUAUAACGAUUGCAGAGGCACCAGUGAUGCAGAAUCAAUUCGUGAUGGAACCCCAAGUGAUGGAGCAGCAGGAGAUGGUGAAUCGAGUGCAGCACUUCUCGACGAGCAGCAGCAGCAGUAGCAACUGUUCGCUGCCCACAAACGUGGUGAAUCCCAUGCAACAACAGGCGCCACCAACCACCAGCAACAGUUCCACGACGAGGCCAACGAAUCGCGUGCUGCCCAUGCAGCAGCGCCAGGAGCCGGCUCCUCUGGCCAACGAGUGUCCCGUGGUCCCGUCACCCACGCCUCCCAAGCCCAUCGAACAACCGAUAAUGCAGCAAAUGACCGGAGCCAGUGCCUCCAAGUGUUAUGCCCAGAAGACAGCGUUGCCUUCACCCAUUUACGAGGCGGAACUGAAGGCUGUUUCGGUUUUGGAUAGCAUUGUGCCAGCCACCACAAUGGAGGCCAUCCUGGAGGAACAGCCCGCCACGGAGUCCAUCUACACGGAGGGACUCUACGAGAAGCACUCGCCGGCGGAGGCCAAAACGGAGCAGCUUCUCCUGCAGCAGCAGCAACGCGAGCAACUCACCCAACAGCUGGCCAACAACGGGUUUCUGCUGGACAAGCACACUUUCCAGGUGGAAGCCAUGGACACGGAUGCCUACCGCGAUGAUGAUCUCGAGGAUGAGGAAGACGAGGAUGAUGACUUCAGUUUGAAGAUGGCCACGUCGGCUUGUAACGAUCACGAGAUGUCAGACAGCGAGGAGCCGGCGGUCAAGGAUAAGAUCAGCAAGAUUCUGGACAACCUAACCAACGAUGAUUGUGCGGAUUCCAUAGCCACUGCCACUACAAUGGAAGUGGAAGCCAGUGCGGGUUACCAGCAAAUGGUGGAGGAUGUCCUGGCCACCACUGCAGCCGUAUCCGCUUCGGCGCCCUCUGAGGCAUUCGAAGCCACUCUGGAAACUGCAGCCGUGGAAGCGGCAGCCACUUACAUCAAUGAAAUGGCCGAUGCCCACGUACUGGAACUGAAGCAACUGCAGAAUGGUGUGGAACUGGAGCUCAGGAGGAGAAAGGAGGAUCAACGAACGGCUGCGCAAGAACAGGAACCAUCGAAGGCGGCUGUAGUGCCCACAGCAGCUGCUCCAGAACCACCGCCACCGAUUCGCGAGCCCAAGAAGAUCAGUGGUCCGCAUCUGCUGUACGAAAUCCAGAGCGAAGAUGGUUUCACCUACAAGUCCAGCUCGAUAUCCGAGAUCUGGGAGAAGGUCUUUGAGGCGGUGCAGGUGGCCAGGCGGGCCCAUGGACUCACCCCGCUGCCGGAGGGUCCUCUGGCGGAUAUGGGUGGCAUCCAGAUGAUUGGCCUCAAAACGAAUGCCCUGAAGUACCUGAUCGAACAGCUACCGGGAGUGGAGAAGUGCUCCAAGUACACUCCAAAGUAUCACAAGCGAAAUGGCAAUGUGUCCACAGCGGCGAGUGCAGGACAUGGCGGGAAUAUUGGCGGAGGAGGUGCCUCUGCGGCCCUGUCGGCAGUUUCCUGUGGAGAUCCCCAAGGGCUGCUCGACUACGGAUCCGAUCAUGAUCAUGAUGAGCUGCAGGAGAACGAGUACGAUUGCGCCCGCUGUGAGCCGUAUGCCAGUCGCAGCGAGUACGAUAUGUUCAGUUGGCUGGCCUCCAGGCAUCGCAAGCAACCGAUUCAGGUGUUUGUCCAGCCAUCGGACAACGAACUGGUGCCCAGGAGAGGAACUGGCAGCAACCUGCCCAUGGCCAUGAAGUACCGCACGCUGAAGGAGACCUACAAGGAUUAUGUCGGAGUCUUCAGAUCGCACAUUCAUGGACGAGGCCUUUACUGCACCAAGGACAUUGAAGCGGGCGAAAUGGUCAUCGAAUACGCUGGUGAACUGAUUCGCUCCACGCUGACAGACAAAAGGGAGCGGUACUACGACAGCCGCGGCAUUGGAUGCUAUAUGUUCAAGAUCGAUGACAACCUCGUGGUAGAUGCCACCAUGCGCGGCAAUGCGGCCCGCUUCAUCAAUCACUCGUGUGAGCCGAAUUGCUACUCGAAAGUGGUGGACAUCCUGGGUCACAAACACAUCAUCAUCUUUGCGCUGCGCCGAAUUGUGCAGGGCGAGGAGCUGACCUACGACUAUAAGUUCCCCUUCGAGGACGAAAAGAUACCCUGCUCAUGCGGUUCCAAAAGGUGUCGGAAGUACUUAAAUUAGGAACGGAAAGGUCAAUAAUAAGGGAUAGACAGCAGAAAGGGCGCUGGGCGCCCCAAUUAAUCCUUAUACUCAGAAAGAAGGGUUGAUUUAUGUAAACGAUCUGGAAGAUCUUAGGGGAGGAAAGCGAUAUUUAGGGCUGAAUGCAAUGUCCUGGAUACUUUGGUUUAAUAUCAAUUUCGUCCUUUUCUUCAAAGGGAAAUUAACGUCUUUUUUGUAAUAAAUACUACAGAGGUUUAAUCCAAAAUAAUCUUUAACCGUUAAAAUGUAUUAUAAUAGUACAUCGGACAGAUGUAACUUUUUCUUAAAUCAGUUUUAUUGUUUUGCAUUGUUCGCGUUUAUAAAGAAAAUUAUAUUCUUACAUUUUUCUUAAAUAAGAAGUGAUCGAUCAAAUAACUAAUAAGAAAAAAGGAAACUAAAAAGAUCUUGCUUUUCUUUUGGAAAGUGUUGAAAUUGAUAUUAAACUAUGAAUGUGCAAGCAUUACUUUACCUUCCUUAUCGAGCAUAAAUCAAACCCCAAACACACCUGGAAUGAGAAUUGAAACACUUGUAGUUAACGGUUAUAUCGAUCUAUGUUUGGUCAAUCGUGAUACUUUUCGUUUUACAACCCCCAUACGUCUUAAGUAGUUGAUAUGUAAAAGUUAAACAGUUGAUAUUAUUCUAUAUCGUAUAUCUAAAGAACACGGCACAUAUUAGGCAACGAAGCAAGUAAGAUCCGAGCGAUCGGAGUGAAUGAACAGAAACUCGACGAUGUCAGUAUUCAGGGGGCGAAGAAUUAAUUGUAUAUUACAUAUGUUACGUACUAGCUACCUAUCACAUACGGAUAAUGAUAUGCAGAUCAGUUAGCUAACUAGACUAAGGCUUCACAGAUUCUAUAUACGAGAUAACUAAGCUAAGCUGAUAAUAUAAUAUAUAACUUGUUGGGCUUAGGCGAAUGACAGAUAAACGAUGGGAGACAUUAAAAACAAUUACUUACAGGGGCUUGUGUUAGAUUGUACAUAAAUUGCAUACGAAUUAUAAAUAUCUAUAUUGUAUACCUACUGUAAUGAGAAAUUAACUAACCUUAAGUUACCAGGAUCGUGUAAGAUGAAACUAUUUUCUGUAGAGCUCUGCGUAUUUAUGUUUGUUAACAAUUAACCAGCCGAUUAAUUGAUUGAACUACGAAUAAUAUCCGCAACCACAUGCUUAUAUAUCUACUAUUUAGAGAACGAAACCAAGCAUCACCCUUGAAAUUAUUGCUUUGUGAGCAGGCGACCACAACAGCAAACUAAAAACAACAACACCAACAACCAAUUGUAAUUGUACGGAGUCCACUGAUUGUAUAUUUAUUAUUUUACACCUAAGUUUUAAAGCAUGUACAUUAUUGUGACCAUUUGUUUGCCUUGAUUGGAGCCCAAGCAUAAUCAUAAUUUGUAGCGCCUAACUUUAGUUCAGCUCCCUUGUAUUCUACUAGUUUAACGAUUGUUUCGCUUAAGACUAGCAUUAGUCCGCUCUGGUAUUUGUCCAAAAUUGUACACAGAAAACGAAAAAAACACACACAGCAGGCAGAAGAAUAUGUAUAUUCCUAUCGGGCGAGAUCGGUCGGACUUGUACAGGCAAAGUUCCAUAGCAUUUUUGGCAGCCAUUCAAGACGCGCGCACUUUUUGCACGCUGUCGAGGAAUUUUAUAUUUUUAUUCCCUAAAGAAAAAAGUUUAAUAAACUACAGAUUUAAAUUCAAAGCUAA
Drosophila ficusphila is the source of this 14250-nucleotide messenger RNA. RefSeq names its product histone-lysine N-methyltransferase trithorax (gene trx). Gene Ontology annotation, molecular function: histone H3K4 methyltransferase activity; protein binding; DNA-binding transcription factor activity. The transcript is spliced from 9 exons. Gene Ontology annotation, cellular component: histone methyltransferase complex; nucleus. Lineage: Eukaryota; Metazoa; Arthropoda; Insecta; Diptera; Drosophilidae. The record is from RefSeq and is a predicted model, not a curated record. Gene Ontology annotation, biological process: positive regulation of DNA-templated transcription. The coding region runs from base 1235 to 12529 and encodes 3764 amino acids.